AUUGGCAGCAAGUGCUCCAGCCGCAAGACUACCAAAACAGCCCUUUUAGGACAAGUACUUCAAGCCAUAUACUAUCAUAUUCUUCAGGUGUAUCGUCAAUAUGCCUCCAAAUUUAGUCUUCGUUAUUUUGGCUUUAACUGUUAUCGUAAUUUUAUGUCCGGAUAGGAGCUUAGCAGGAAUUUGGAUUUGCAAACCUUGCGCAGACGAAGAGGAAUGUAAUGCACCUCCAUUGAACCGGUGCGUCUGGGGAGAGACUCGAGACGCUUGUAAUAGACGAAUUUGUGCAAAAGGUCCAGGCGAAAGAUGCGGGGGUUCCCUGAACGUAUUAGGUCAAUGCGGCGAAGGGAUGAUGUGCAAAUCGGACGAAUUGUGCUAUGGGUGUUCCUUUCAAACGUUGGAGUGUUAUCCUAGGACUAGUUACUAGAACAUUAGAAUGUGAUCUCAAUAUUUCAAGAAUCAGUAUUACCUGUCGUUUCCGAUAUUCCGACAAUGACAAAUGCAACGUUAUUUUAGUUUAGUUUUUUUAUGACGCAAUUAUUAGAUUAUGUAUUGUUCAUGCCUUGUAUUUAUACAUAAAUUAUUAAGGAUCUCUUAUGACGCUGAAAUAUAUAUUGAAGAAGGGUACUUUGUACAUUUCAA
Messenger RNA from Phyllotreta striolata, 639 nucleotides. NCBI's taxonomy places the organism in Eukaryota, Metazoa, Arthropoda, Insecta, Coleoptera, Chrysomelidae. The record is from the annotation of a GenBank genome assembly.